CAAUGAGUAUGUAUAUACAGUCGGGCGCGCAGCUGUACUGACCCAUUCUCUUCAGCCACUCCGAGAUACAUGUUGCAAACUUUCGUGAAAUCGUUCACUCACUUGAAAGAUCGUCCACAUGCAGAUCGAGCCUUGCCCAUGCUUCAACGGGUAGCGACCCUAGUAAAGCCGAUCAUGAGGAAACAUGGCUGGAUGUUGCCAUUAUUGUCUGAAUUUUUCCCUGAGAGCCCCAAUCUAGUUGGGUUGAAUGUAAACGGAGGGGAGCAGAUACUUCUGAGAUUGCGCCCUUCAUGGGCUCCCGACACCUUUUAUGAGGAAGAUCAGGUUGUUCGAGUCAUGCUCCAUGAGCUUACCCAUAAUGUCCAUGGCCCUCACGAUGAAAGUUUUUACAAGUUUCUAGCUGCGCUCGAGGACGAAUAUGAUGCGCUAGUGCGUUCUGGCUACGCUGGAGAAGGCUUCUUUUCUCCUGGGCACCGGCUGGGUGCAGGGAUAUCACACGAUCUUCCGCUACAUUUAGCUAGACUCAAAGCUCUUGAAGCUGCCGAUAAGAGGCGCCACACAAAUGGCAUGCUCGGUGGUGGCGGCAGGUUAGGAGGCAGAAUUACUGCGCUACAAGGCAUGAAUCCCCGUGAACUGGCCGCCCAGGCUGCCGAGCGCAGAAAGCGCGAUGAAAUUGAGUGUGGAUCGGGUACACUUGCCCAACGCGAAGCCGAGAGAGCGGCGAAAGAAAGCAUCGAAGACAUCAUCGACCUUACCGAUGAUUCCCCUCUAGAGCCGUGGUCUUGUCCUGCGUGCACACUUCACAAUGAGCCGAUCGUGCUGCAGUGCGCAGCAUGCUUCACUGUGCGUCCCCAUAACUCGCCUAGGACCGCGAGUCAACCACAUGUUGCUGGACCAUCGAGGAUACAGCGUAAUGCUUCCGGAUCAACGUCUGAUGCACGAGGACGGUCCAGAGUCACUUCGGAUAAGCAGCCAAGCAAUACCAAGGUAUCUAGUCACCCUACACCUUAUCCUCGCAAACCAGCCAAGACAUCCGCUGACGGUGGACAAUGGACUUGUGCGGUCUGCACACUCGUCAACGACCAAGAAGCAAACCAAUGCACCUUAUGUUUGACAGGGCGUCCCCGAGAUCCCUCUAUGGGGUGGACAUGUACAACAUGUGGUGGGGCAGACAUGCCCCACCAGUUUUGGUCAUGUCGAUUUUGUGGCGCGAUCAAGACGGAGAGCACGUACGGCUGAAUGUCUCCUGAAGUGAUUUCACCCAAGGGAUUCCAGUGCUUUACGUUACUAUAUCUCAUAAUACCUUGACUGUGACGUUUGACAUGGUACCUCGACUUCGAUGCGCAGUUUUUCCCUCUGGUAUGUUGUCCUCUUGCCCUAUGUAGAUAGUACAUGUCGCACGAUGGAAUAAUAAUUCUGGAUAAAAUGAUCUUUGGCUCGCACUUGUGCUGUGUCACAGUCCCGAAGGCCUGACGGUUUCAGCAUGCAGAAGCCAACCAGCUCGGUCAUGUAUCGGGGAUGUGUGUGAUAAUCUUUUGUUCAGCGUCCGAAUCGUGGGUUUAAAGUUCCUGU
This is a messenger RNA of Suillus paluster, 1572 nucleotides long. Its product is annotated as WLM domain-containing protein. The transcript has 6 exons. The record is from RefSeq and is a predicted model, not a curated record. Lineage: Eukaryota; Fungi; Basidiomycota; Agaricomycetes; Boletales; Suillaceae. Bases 70 to 1239 code for a protein of 389 amino acids.